CUUAUUGGUAUCUCCUUUGUAGCGGGCAAAUAUGCUUGCGUUAUGACAUCUUUACGCACAUAUGAAUAAUUGCAGCCUGUGAUUCAUUUUUUGUCGACAGUCGACUUCCAACCUUCAAAAAUAUGUCGGGAACCGCUAUGGAAAGGAAACUUGUCUGGAAAAUUGACCUUAUUUUAAUGCCAGUUCUAACUGUAGCAUAUGGACUUCAAUUUUACGAUAAAGCCGUUCUGGGUUCAGCAUCAGUUUUUGGAAUCAUUGAAGACUUGCACCUGUCCACAAAGCACAACGGAGUCACUUCUACCCAACGGUAUUCUACUGCUAAUGCUGCUUUUUAUUACGGAUAUAUUGUGGGAGUCCUUCCAAUUGCACUCAUCCUGCAGCGGGUUCCCCUUGUAAAGAUUCUAUCCGCAUUCAUCUUCCUUUGGGGAGUCAUCUGUAUGCUCACCGUCGUCGUGACGAGCUAUACCGGCUUGGUCGUACAAAGGACUUUCCUAGGUAUAGUCGAGUCUGCAGUAUCCCCGGGAUUCAUCGCGAUAACGGCACUGUGGUAUACGAAGAAAGAACAAACGGCGAGGCUUGGUAUAUGGUACAGCGCUACGGGGAUAUUCAGCAUGUUCUCAGGGCUAAUUAACUACGGCCUUGGGCACGCUUCAGGAAAGCUGGCAACAUGGAAAUACAUGUACCUAUUUGCCGGCUCUUGGACUAUCCUAUGGUCGCUCGUCGUCCUUCUAGUAAUACCGACCUCACCAAACGAACCCGGCCGAUGGUUCACGGAAGAAGAAAAAUAUCUGUUAAAGCAGCGUUUGGCUUCCAAUAUGACAGGAAAAGAUCAGACACGGUGGAAAUGGGAUCAAUUCAUGGAAUCCAUCAAAGAUAUCAAGCUCUGGAUAUUCCUGCUCUGCGCCUCAGCUAUAUACGUGUGUAACGGUGGCGUCACUGCGUUCGGAGCGCGAAUCAUCACCUCGUUUGGUUACAGCUCAUUGAAUGCCAUACUUCUCCAGAUACCUGGUGGCGCAAUGACUUGUCUCACUAUCUGGAUAUCUGGAUGGUUUGCUGGGCGUUACAAGAACAUCCGCACCUAUCUUUUGCCGAUCACCUGUUGGCCAAUAAUCACCGGCGCCAUCAUGGUAUGGAAAGGAUCUUGGAUACACAGGGCUCUGCCACUGUGGGGAUAUUACCUCGUAGCGUCCUUUGGUGCCCCUUAUGUCCUGAUUCUGUCUUUAGCUGCUGCAAAUGUUGCAGGGGGGACGAAGAAAGCUGCCUGCAGUGGUAUGAUUUUCAUUGGUUAUAAUGUUGGUAACAUCAUAGGAGGAUACAUUGUUUUGACUCCCGAAGCCCACGUCCACUAUAAAUCCACUUGGAUAGCUAUCAUCGUAUGCAUGUGCUUUGUGUCUGUCUCAUCACUCGUGCUGCGAUACAUUUUGAAUGCCGAGAAUAGAAGGCGGGAUGAUCUCCUCACGUCGUCCUACAUUCCAUCAGCCUCACAGAAGAACGACAACAAGACUUCAAAGGCGGAGGGUCAGGAAAAGAAAGAUGACAAGUUCGCUUUUGCAGACCUGACGGACUUCCAGCAGAAGGACUUCAGAUAUGUUCUUUGAACAUACUUUCACAUAUUAAUUGCUCUACAAGUAUGUUUGUAGAAUCAUCUAUAUUUUCUUCAUUUCCAGGGAUUAGGAAUAUUGUUCCAUAUACCGGUUUUCCAUAUUCUCAACUUUUAUUUCCUGAGGAAUAUUGAAUCUAUGCCGCCCGGUAGAACAAAACAGCACGGCAAAUUACAAUCGAUAGGACAUAUAGGUGCCGAAGGCGUAUUAAUAUAAGCAUAUGUUACU
Molecule: messenger RNA, 1829 nt
Organism: Guyanagaster necrorhizus
Lineage: Eukaryota; Fungi; Basidiomycota; Agaricomycetes; Agaricales; Physalacriaceae
Product: MFS general substrate transporter
Exons: 13
Coding region: 123-1598 (491 amino acids)
Biological process (GO): transmembrane transport
Cellular component (GO): membrane
Molecular function (GO): transmembrane transporter activity
Source: RefSeq, a predicted model, not a curated record